AUGUCUUUUCACGAGCGUAAGAAUAAAAAGCGGAAGACGGCCCACAAUGGCCAGCAAGAUAGAACUUCAUUCAAGCCCUCUGCUAGCUUCGCUCCCACGGAAGGCGGCAGAGAUUGGACGGUAUCAGUCGCCAUCCCAACCAGCAUCUUGACCAACCUAGCGACCGCGGACCAACGCAUGUCCAUACCGGGACGAAUCGCCCGCGCCCUCGCCGUCUUCGCCGUUGACGAGGUCGUCGUAUUCGACGACUCGCCAGCCUCCUCCCGUCCGCGACAAACAGACACAGCGGGCUACACAGGCGACACCGACCCGGCCCAUUUCCUCACACACAUCCUCUCGUUCCUCGAAGCGCCGCCGUUCAUGCGCAAGGCCCUCUUCCCACUACACCCCAACCUCCGCUUGACCGCGCUCCUCCCCAGCCUGGACAUGCCUCACCACCCCAAUCCCAAAGAUUGGAUCUCCUACCGCGAGGGCGUCACCAUUCCCGGCAAAACCAGCACAGGAAGCGGCACCCUCGUGGAGGUCGGACUCGACGAACCCGUCGAAAUCGAAGAGGACAUCCCGCCCAAGACCCGCCUCACUCUCCUCUUCCCCGACGACCAGUCCCAGUAUCCCCAGUGCGUGGACCCCCAAGCGCCCCGGACAGAAGGCGGCUACUACUGGGGGUAUACCGUCCGAAAAUGCCCCUCCCUCAGCUCAGUGUUUACGGAAAGCCCGUACGAGGACGGCUAUGAUUUCAGCAUCGGCACCUCGGAGCGCGGGACCCCCAUCUCCAAGGCAUUCUCGUCGAAACCCCUCAAAUUCAAGCACCUGCUCAUUGUGUUUGGCGGACCGCGCGGGCUGGAGUUUGCGUCCAUGAACGACGAGGAACUGGUAAAGAUGGACAUCCAGGGCGGCCGGACGAGGGAGCUGUUCGACCAGUGGGUGAAUGUGCUCCCGGGGCAGGGCAGCAGGACGAUUCGGACCGAGGAGGCGCUGUUUAUCGCGCUGACGGCGCUGAGGGGACUGUGGGACGGCAAGUAG
Molecule: messenger RNA, 1023 nt
Organism: Metarhizium robertsii ARSEF 23
Lineage: Eukaryota; Fungi; Ascomycota; Sordariomycetes; Hypocreales; Clavicipitaceae
Exons: 3
Coding region: 1-1023 (340 amino acids)
Source: RefSeq, a predicted model, not a curated record